Messenger RNA from Paracoccidioides brasiliensis Pb18, 807 nucleotides. RefSeq lists its product as uncharacterized. Bases 1 to 807 code for a protein of 268 amino acids. The transcript has 3 exons. The record is from RefSeq and is a predicted model, not a curated record.
AUGGAGAUGCGCCAAUCCUCCGCACGUAGGAAAGGGAGGUCUUGCCAGCCAAAGCGAGUUCAGGUCCACGAUGACGACGGCUGGACUCACAUCACGACUACGCGACAUGCGACAGCUAACAAGCCAUGCCUACCCCCCGUCCGGGACGUAUUAGCACCCGCCGAAGCCCCUGAUGGCUUGUCUCUCAAGACGCUAAAAAAGCAGUUUGAAUGGCACAAAAAGGUCUGGGAGGAAUCACAGAGCUGGAAGACCUUGAGGGAAGUCCUUGGUACCGCGCUUAGUACAGGCGCUUUACGGACAAUCGACAAAUGUGUCUGUGUCGGUCUGGGGAGUCCCAGUGGUUUCCUGAGAGGGGGCUGGGUUGAUCGCAGGGCUGUAUCCCUAUACCAGCUGGCUGCACUGGUGACUAUUCUGGAAUAUUUCGCCUGGGAAGAUACACCGUCAAAUGCCAUCAAAGAUUGUUACGCCCAGGAUCCGGUUUUCAACAUGUUGGAUAAACAGCUUCUUGAAUCCGUCGGUGUCCAUGUUGUUGAGGACCCCAAGGCCUUUGCCCUGAUCAACGAGGGAACUUUUCUCUACUCUCCCGGAGCAGAAAGGAGCCACCUUUUGGUUAUGCUCUCUUCGAACCCCGCCCUGUUUUUUGGAGGGCCAUUGGACGGUGAAAACCUCGUUCGACUACCUGAUACCAGAGAAGACGUCCUGUCAGGAUUCCUUAAAUCGAGGCGGUCAAUGCUACUUCCACCGUUCGACUCGAAUGUAAACGCUUUUUGGAUGACAAGCUUAUUUUGGAGAUCUGAAGACACCUGA